Molecule: messenger RNA, 1098 nt
Organism: Ictidomys tridecemlineatus (thirteen-lined ground squirrel)
Lineage: Eukaryota; Metazoa; Chordata; Mammalia; Rodentia; Sciuridae
Gene: Mpg
Product: N-methylpurine DNA glycosylase
Biological process (GO): base-excision repair
Molecular function (GO): alkylbase DNA N-glycosylase activity; DNA binding
Source: RefSeq, a predicted model, not a curated record
CCCAGCUGCUGGCGCUUCCGGGCGGCGGGAGGCGGGCGCGCUGCGGGUCCCAGGGAUGUAGACUCCCGGCGGCGGCGAGGCCGAACCCCAUGGGAACUCCUGAGAGUGCGGCCGCGCCCGCGGGCCCUGAUGAAGCCUCCAUUUCCCGAACGAGCCCGCCGCCCAUGAGCUCCCAAGUGACCAGAUGCCGCGGGGCCGGCCACGGGCCAAAGCGGCUUUCCCGAAGGAUGGGGCAAAAAAAGCGAAUGGCAGAGAAAGAGUUGCAGCAGAACCCACUGGAAACAGCCCAGUCGCCUUCCCCAAAGGAGCCCCACUUGAGACCAGCCUCUUCCCUGGGUCCCCAGCGCAGCAUCUAUUUCUCCAGCCCAAAGGGCCACCCUGCCCGGCUAGGAACAGAGUUUUUUGACCAGCCAGCCAUCCCCCUGGCCCGCGCCUUUCUGGGACAGGUCCUUGUCCGGCGACUUGCUGAUGGCACAGAGCUCCGUGGCCGCAUUGUGGAGACUGAGGCAUACUUGGGACCAGAGGAUGAAGCUGCCCACUCAAGGGGUGGCCGGCAGACUACCCGCAACCGCGGCAUGUUCAUGAAACCCGGGACCCUGUAUGUGUACAUUAUCUAUGGGAUGUACUUCUGCAUGAAUGUCUCUAGCCAAGGGGAUGGCGCUUGUGUCCUACUGCGAGCACUUGAGCCCCUUGGGGGUCUGGAAACUAUGCGCCAACUCCGCAACAACCUCCGGAAAGGCACCCUUAGCCGGACCCUCAAGGACCGUGAGCUCUGUAACGGUCCCUCUAAGCUGUGCCAGGCCCUGGCUAUUGACAAGAGCUUUGACCAGCGGGACCUGGCCCAGGACGAGGCCAUGUGGCUGGAGUGUGGUCUGCUGGGCCCCAGUAGACCAGCCGUGGUGGCAGCAGCCCGUGUGGGCAUUGGCAACGCAGGGGAGUGGACCCAAAAGCCCCUGCGCUUCUACUUCCAGGGCAGCCCAUGGGUGAGUGUGGUGGACAAAGCAGCUGAGCAGAAGAACACACAGACCUGAGCAAAGAGCCCACUCAGGCUUUUUUUUAAUUGUUUAAAAACUAAAUAAAUGUUUUGCUACUAGGGAA